AUGGCUUCAGUUUUCACUCUGGCUGAGGUUUCCGAGCACAACACCAGCAAAGACUGUUGGCUUGUCAUUUCCGGCAAGGUGUAUGAUGUUACUAAAUUCUUAGAGGAUCAUCCUGGUGGUGAUGAAGUUUUGGUGUCCUCAACGGGGAAAGAUGCAACUGCAGAGUUUGACGACGUGGGGCACAGCCACGAGGCGUGGGCAAUGUUGGAGAAGUUCUAUGUGGGUGAGCUGAAUAAGUCAUCCAUUGCGAGCAAGGGUGCAGUAAGCUUGCAGGGCUAUAACAGAAAGAGCAAGAAAAAGAUGUACAUUAUUUACCUCAUCAAGUUCUUGCUCCCCUUGAUUCUCUUCAAUCUCCUCCUUGCUUUCUAUUCCAAAUCAUCCACAUAA
This is a messenger RNA of Striga hermonthica, 387 nucleotides long. Lineage: Eukaryota; Viridiplantae; Streptophyta; Magnoliopsida; Lamiales; Orobanchaceae. The record is from the annotation of a GenBank genome assembly.